Molecule: messenger RNA, 405 nt
Organism: Suillus subalutaceus
Lineage: Eukaryota; Fungi; Basidiomycota; Agaricomycetes; Boletales; Suillaceae
Exons: 2
Coding region: 1-405 (134 amino acids)
Source: RefSeq, a predicted model, not a curated record
AUGGUUGGGCGGUCUGCAGCCAGACCCUCCACUGAAACAGCAACACCUGGCCAGGCUAAAUCCUCUUCCAAGAAGCCGUCUGUUGCUAAGCCAUCACCUGCGCACAACCAAAAAAAGCAGCUGCCUGCUGCUAAGCCGUUGGCUGAUGAGGCUGCCGCUACCACAAGGAAGCCCUCACCCGGUCCUUCACCCAACCCUAUCGUCAACAUAACUGGUGGUGCCUCCGGUGCUUCAUCAUCAGAUAGCUUGAUGAACACCACUUUGGACACUGAAGUACGCAGAAAGUGCGUGUCAAUCAAAUCUAGACGCAACGACCUUGCAGAUGCUAUUGGGACUAACAGUGUCUCGUUCUUCACUGGGAAGGAGAAUUUAUUGGAGGCCGAAGCACCUCGCUCGUCAAAGUGA